Oryza sativa Japonica Group (Japanese rice) is the source of this 1562-nucleotide messenger RNA. Its product is annotated as disease resistance protein RGA5-like. Lineage: Eukaryota; Viridiplantae; Streptophyta; Magnoliopsida; Poales; Poaceae. Gene Ontology annotation, biological process: defense response to other organism. The record is from RefSeq and is a predicted model, not a curated record.
UUGGAGAGAGUUAUUUCAAUGAGCUUGUAAAUAGAAGCAUGGUCAAAUUAUUAGACAUAGAUUAUAGCGAAGAUGGUAUCAGGGAAGAAUACUGCUGCCGUGUACAUUUCUCGGUGAUGGAUCUUAUCAGCUCCUUGUCAAGCGAAGAAAACUUUGUGACUAUAUUGAACGAUGAGCAGCAGACAUGUUCAUCAAACAAGGGUUGCCGGUUAUCCAUCCGAGGAAGCAAGGCAUCAGUAGACACUACAAAUCAGGCUACCAUGAUGAGCAUGCUUCAAGCGCGGUCGCUUUCUGUCUUCAGCCCUGCUAUUGGUAGCAUCAAUCUUUCAGAGUUCAAAGUUCUUCGUGUAUUGGAUCUAGAAGGUUGUGAUAUUUCACAAAGCCACCACGUCCUCAACGAUCAUCUUGGUAGUUUGAUCCACCUACGGUACCUUGGACUGAGAAAUACACGGAUCACUGAACUUACAGAAGAUGUAGGAAAGCUGCAGUUUCUGCAGACGCUGGACCUCGCGGACACAAGGGUGAAAGAACUGCCGGCAACAGUCUUUCGCCUUGGAAAGCUCAUGUGCCUUCGUGUUGAAUUCCAGACAAGGAUUCCGAGUGGGAUAGGGAAUCUGGUGUCACUGGAGGAGCUCUCGGACAUUUCGACUCGCGAUUCACCGGAUCUUGUGAACGAGCUGAGGAACCUGACAAAGCUGAGGGUCCUCAAGAUCACGCUGAGGCAGCCGACGCAGAGCACCGAGGAAGCCCUGGUGGAGUCCCUGCGAAACCUGCGUAAAUUGCAGGAUCUUCACAUCUACGCCGCUAGCGGGAAUGGGCACAAGAGGCUGCUCGAUCUUCUCCAGGAUGGCAGCUGGACGCCGCCUCCGCGCCUCCGAUCAUUCAGCGCGUUGGCGACGUACAUCUCCUGUAGCCCACUGCGGCUGCUGCCAGCGUGGAUCGCCGCCUCCGUCGUGCCGCGCCUCGCCGUGCUGCUCAUCCAGGUGAGGGAGCUCAGGCAGGUGGACAUCGACGCCCUUGGGAAGCUGCCUGUUCUUCGGACACUUCGCGUGGAGCCAUACGAGAUGAAGGAGAUGAUUGUGAUUGGUCGAGACGCGUUCCCGUGUCUGAAGGAAUGCCGGUUCCGGAACUCGGACCACGGGCCGGUGAUCCAGCGGGGAGCCAUGCCGAGGCUUCGGAUCAUCGAGUUCUGCUUCGGGGUAAGGCAGACCAAGGAUCUCGGCAAUGGCUUCGACUUUGGAUUGGCAAACCUUGGUUGCCUCGAGGAAGCCACCGUUUACAUCAACUGUAAGGAGGCCACCGAACCUGAGGCAGAGGAAGCAGAGGGGGCAGUGAAACAUGCAGCUGACACACAUCCUAACCAUGCCAACUUUGAUAUGAACAUAUGGGGAAGAGCUCAUGCGUUUCGACGAUGAUGACUAAGGAGAGGUAUCUCCCAAGUAAUGAGAAGAUACGCAACUCUCCAAUUGGGUGCAGCUGCACACCAUGCAGCGACGACGAUCAAGGCAUGCACACCCGUGCGUGGCGGUCACUCUCUCCUCCUCGGCACAACCAGCGCACGA